UGAAAAAUUUUCUCAAUUAUACGAGGUGCUUUUAUAUAAGAAAAAAGAUAUAACAGCUAUUCAGAAAAAACAUGGUAUUAACAAUAAUAUAAAUCAAAUAGCAGUGUUGGAGAGUAAGAAAGCAAAAGAACUUGCUGAUUCAUAUGAAUUGCUGUUAGAAUUGGUAAGGGAUUUAAUAUCUAUACAGAUGAAACUUGGUAUAGAUAUCAAUUCCAUUUUAGAAGCAGAACUUAGAAAGAAUAAAGCCUCUUUAGAUAAACCAAUUAGAUUAUUUGAUUUGCUUUUAUGCUUAGAAGAUAAUAUAGCGACAAUUUAG
Messenger RNA from Dentiscutata heterogama, 316 nucleotides. The record is from the annotation of a GenBank genome assembly. NCBI's taxonomy places the organism in Eukaryota, Fungi, Glomeromycota, Glomeromycetes, Diversisporales, Gigasporaceae.